Thunnus maccoyii (southern bluefin tuna) is the source of this 2840-nucleotide messenger RNA. RefSeq names its product diacylglycerol O-acyltransferase 2 (gene dgat2). The coding region runs from base 307 to 1392 and encodes 361 amino acids. Gene Ontology annotation, molecular function: diacylglycerol O-acyltransferase activity. The transcript has 8 exons. Gene Ontology annotation, cellular component: endoplasmic reticulum membrane. The record is from RefSeq and is a predicted model, not a curated record. Gene Ontology annotation, biological process: triglyceride biosynthetic process. NCBI's taxonomy places the organism in Eukaryota, Metazoa, Chordata, Actinopteri, Scombriformes, Scombridae.
GAGGCUCAGCAGCCACACACCGCUGCUCCCCGCUUCCCACCUGCAGGCCUACGUGUUGCUGAACAGGGAGAUCGCCCUCACGUCCGCAGACUCCUUGGAACAUUACUAAUACAUUUUUCAACUCACUUGUCUCCGUCUGUGGCUCCUCCCCGCACUCAUUAAAUGCCCGCUCGGCGCUUCAGUCUGUGCAGUUGAAGGCAGUCAUGACCGAGGGGCUGUAAGGUUGGACUUCUAUCAUCUUGACAGCAAGCAAAAACAUCUGAGCUCUUCUUUUCGGGCACUCUCACCAUCCAAGAAGCCUCAGCUAUGAAGACCAUUCUUGCUGCAUACUCAGGCGUCCUCAAAGGUACCGGCUCCAGCAUCCUCUCUGCCCUGCAGGACCUGCCAUUGGCUUUUUGGCCCUGCAGAUCCAAGAUGGAGAAACAUCUGCAGGUCAUCUCUGUGCUGCAGUGGGUCAUCAGCUUCUUAACCAUGGGUGCUUGCUGCACUCUGCUGUUGAUCUACAUGUUCUGCACUGACUGCUGGCUUAUCGCUGCCAUUUAUACCGCCUGGCUCAUCGUUGACUGGAACACCCCGAAACAAGGCGGCAGGAGGUCCUCUUGGGUGAGGAACUGGACAGUGUGGACAUAUUUCCGAGACUACUUCCCAGUCAGGCUAAUUAAAACCCACAACUUGCUGCCCAGCCGGAACUACAUAUUUGGCUACCAUCCCCAUGGCAUCUUCUGUUUCGGUGCUUUCUGCAACUUUGGGACGGAGGCCACAGGCUUCUCCAAGAAAUUCCCAGGCAUCAAGCCCUCCCUGGCCACCCUGGCAGGGAACUUCCGCUUGCCCGUCCUUCGGGACUACCUGAUGUCUGGAGGAAUCUGCCCAGUGAACAAGAACUCUAUCGACUACCUGCUGUCUCGAAACGGGACGGGAAACGCUGUGGUCAUCGUCGUGGGAGGAGCAGCAGAGUCUCUGCACUGUGCACCGGGCAUGAAUUCUGUCACCCUUAAAAAUCGUAAAGGCUUCGUGAGGGUGGCCUUACAGAAAGGGGCUGACUUGGUUCCAGUGUAUUCCUUUGGAGAAAACGAUGCCUACAAGCAGGUGAUCUUCGAGGAGGGGACCUGGUGGAGAGCUCUCCAAAAGAGGUUACAGAAGAUCUUAGGCUUUGCCCCGUGCGUUUUCCAUGGAUGUGGCCUCAUCUUUGGCAACUCGUGGGGCAUCGUACCAUAUUGCAAGCCAAUCACCACCAUAGUUGGGGAACCAAUCACAGUGCCAAAAAUUGAGGAUCCAACUGAUGAGAUGGUGGAUCUGUACCAUGCAAUGUAUGUUAAGUCCCUGCAGUGCCUUUUUGACAAGUACAAGACCCGCUUUGGCCUGAAAGAAAGUGAUCCCCUGUACAUUCAGUGAAAGAACAAAGGGGGCCCCAUGGAAGCUCUGAACAUGGAGAACUGUGGAAACAUCUUCAGACCCCUCUGCCCCCCUUCCCCUCCCUAUCCCUGUCCAAUCUUGGUGCCCAGUUUGGAUCAUCUUUGGAUUCCAAACUCUACACCUGAGCACAUUUGCUAAAGAAACUUUUGCUUUCUGCGUUGUCUCACACAUACACACAAACACUGGCAUAGUUCCCUCUCAGGAAAUGGCAGGGUUGAAGAAAUAGAGGCCUCUCCCUGCUGCUGUCACCAGGUUAAACAGUCUUGGUUGGACCAACAGACAAGUUUCACUGAAUCCCACAUCAAAAUGUGCCUUUUGUAUCUAUUUUUAUUUUUCAGUGAAGGCAUCAAGUUUGGGCUGUCUUAUCAGUGCAGAGGGGGCUCCACUAGAUGGAGCUGGAAGGUAACAUGCAGGACUGCCAAAAGAAGUGCCAAUGUUUUCGUUAACUCAUUCAUUCAAGUAAUUCUCCCUUUUAUGAUCCUAUUAUAUGCUAAACGCACAAACAAUGCAAAUGAAAGGUACUACUUUAUUAAUGGGAUAAUGAGCCCAAAGGUUAAUUGUGCCAAAGACCUAUGUUGUCCCCUCACACACAUGUGUUUCUAAUGCAUGAAAGCUGAAAAUGAAGGAAUUCUACUCGGUAGAUUCAUAUUGUGAAUGCACAAUACAUGUGCCUGUGAUUGUAUGAUGCCAUAAAGUAUUAAUUGUAUUCUGCAGAGAGGAAAAAAAAGCCCAUUUUAGUGCUUGUCUCUAAAUGAAUAUUUCUGAUGCACUUUUUGUAUUGCUGAUUACCUUCUGAGGUUUUUUUUGUCUCAAGAAAAAUGCCUUUGAUAUGAGAAUUAUCCAAGACGGUCGUUGUGCUGCUUGGCUUGAUUUUCCUUUCUUGUCCUACUGGUGUCCAGGUCUGGAUGGGUGUGUCUUUUCUAUGCAGUGAAAACUACAGCAAUGUCUUGUAUCUUCAACUGUUUUGGGAAGUUUUUAGCUGCAUUUGAAGAAGAUCACGUAGUUUUGUGGGUGAAAAUCCUGAUGUUUGAUGAUUCCAGUGUACAGUGGAUCUCUUUGUAUCCGUGCCAAGGGUGAUAAUUGAAAAGGAAAGAACGACAGACAAUAAUGCCUUAUUGCUGGUAAUAUAUUAUAUUUGAGGGUGUCACUUGUACUUAUUUAAAAUAAGAGUAUGUGGGUGUGGGAUAUAUACUGGGAAUCAUCAAAAUAAGUGAGCUUGUGUCAUGUUAUGAAGGUGGAUGGUGAAUUAUAAGAUUGUCAUUGUCAGAAGAAUGUCCUCCGGUUUCACCGUUGUGACUUAUAAAGAGCAGUGUAAUCCCUGUGCAAUAAAUUUGCAAGCAAUAAACAGAGUGAGACCUGUCUAUAUGAUGAAUGACAUCAUCUGCCUGCCGAUAUUUAAAUUAAACUUUUGUAUGUUUUCAGACGGA